Molecule: messenger RNA, 3352 nt
Organism: Protopterus annectens (West African lungfish)
Lineage: Eukaryota; Metazoa; Chordata; Ceratodontiformes; Protopteridae
Gene: ELAPOR1
Product: endosome-lysosome associated apoptosis and autophagy regulator 1
Exons: 22
Coding region: 160-2880 (906 amino acids)
Biological process (GO): autophagosome assembly; positive regulation of vacuole organization
Cellular component (GO): late endosome; lysosome; trans-Golgi network
Source: RefSeq, a predicted model, not a curated record
UUGCAGUCAGAUUACCAUUAUGAGUACACAGAAUGCGAUAGUGUCGGCUCCAGGUGGAGAGUAGCAGUACCACACACACCAGGAAUCUGCACCGGCUUACCGGAUCCCAUCCGGGGCACUGAAUGCUCUUUCUCCUGCAAAGCUGGUGAGUUCCUAGACAUGAAGGAGCAGAUGUGUAAGCAGUGUGCUACAGGAACAUACUCCUUGGGAACUGGUGUACGGAUUGAUGAGUGGGAUGAACUGCCACCUGGAUUUGCAAACAUGGCAACAAACCUUGUUUCUGAAGACAUGAAUUUUGAUUCUGUGGAAAACUGCACUAUGUCGAAAUGGGUUCCAAUGGGUGACUACAUUGCUUCGAACAGGGACGAAUGUACAGCCACACUGGUGUAUGCAGUCAGCUUAAAACAGUCUGGCACAGUAUCAUUUGAGUACUUCUACCCUGACCCCAACAUUUACUUUGAGUUUUACAUUCAGAAUGACCAAUGUCAAGCAGCUGAUGUGGACUCCAGGUGGAUGAAAGUGACAGAAAAUGAGUGGCAGACAAACAGUGUGCAGCUCAACAGAGGCAACAACGUACUCUACUGGAAAACUACUGCAUUUUCUGUGAAGGCUAAACUUCCAAAACCAGUGCUUUUGAGAAACAUUAUGAUCACAGGAGUUGCAUACACUUCAGAGUGCUUCCCAUGUAACCCAGGCACAUAUGCCUCAAAUCCUGGCACGUCUGUUUGCAGCAUAUGUCCAAGAAAUACCUUUACAAGCAAAGGUGCAACAGGCUGUCAAGAAUGCAGCAAAGAGCAGUAUUCAGAAAAGAGAAUAUUCCGAAAAAUGGCAUCUUCGAGUUGCUAUAUAAAAAUAAAACCAUGCAACACCGAUGGACAGACCCAAAGAAUGUAUAAAUGGACAGAACCCAAGAUAUGCAGUGAAGACACAGAAGGUGCAGUGAAACUACCAGCCUCAGGAACUAAAACACCAUGUCCACCUUGUAAUCCAGGCUAUUUCCAGAUCAAUUCUUCUGUCUGUGAGCCCUGUCCUUAUGGAUCAUAUUCUAAUGGAUCUGUAUGUACCAAGUGCCCUGCUGGGACAGAACCUAUACUAGGGCUUGAAUACAAAUGGUGGAAUGUACUACCCAGUGAUAUGGAGACCUCCAUCCUGAAUGUUGAAAAAGAUGAAUACGAGAAGACUGGUGGCUGGGUAGUAGCCGAAGAUCAUAUAUUUUCUGGAGCUGGAAGUUCUGAUAGAGACUACAUCAUUUUGACUUUAAACAUUGCAGGAUUUAGGCCUCCACAAUCAAUAACACAGGUUUCUGAGAACAGAGAAAUAGGGCAGUUAUCGUUUGUCUUUGAGAUGUUAUGUACAGAAGCUUGUGAACUGUACUUCAUGGUGGGCAUGGAUGGUAGAAGUGGAGGUGUUGUGGAAUCAUGGGUUGGACAGCAAGACAAGCAGCCAUACCACUACAUUAUUCAGAGGAAUUCCUCUGUGAGCUUUACCUGGGCAUUCCAACGCACAAGUCAACAUGGCACGGAAAGAAGGUUCUCAGGUGACAUUGCUAAAAUCUACUCUGUUAAUGUGACUAAUGUGAUGGAUGGCGUUUCCUCUUACUGCCUGCCCUGUGCUCUGGGAUCUUCUGACUCAAGUUCUUUGUGUACCUCAUGUCCACCUGGAAACUACAUCGAUAAGGCCUCCAGCAGCUGCUUUGAAUGUCCAGUAAACACCUACCUUGAAAGCCACCGUCCAUAUGGCAAGCAAGCUUGUGUUUCUUGUGGUCCUGGCACUAAAAGCAAUCAGGUUCACUCACUUUGCUAUAAUGACUGUAAAUUUAUCUAUAAGCAUGACAACAGGACUUUUCGUUACGACUUCUCAGCAUUGAAGAACGCUACGUCAUAUUCAAGUGCAGCAAGUUUCACGCCUAAAGGCCUAAAGUAUUAUCGUGAAUUUCAAAUAGGACUAUGUGGAAAUAAGGGAACAAAGUUGGCUACUUGCAUAGACAAUGUUACCGACAUCCGAAUUUCAGGUGCAGACUCAAAGACUGUAACUUCCUUUAUUUGUCAAGCUACAAUUGUGUCUUCUGAAGUUAUGGGAUAUAAAACAGUUGUAUCAUCACAGCCUGUUAGUCUAGCAGAUCAGUUAUUAGGUGUUUCCAUACAGACAGUGCUGAAUAACAUUACUUCUCCAGAAAAAAUCUUUCCCCGUGGAAAUAAUGUUUUACGUGAUGUGAUCUUCUUUUAUCGAUCUACUGAAACAACGCAAGUGUGCAGUACUGGCAGAGCCACCACAAUAAGAAUGAGGUGCGAUCCGCUUAAAGUGGGCUCUGGAGUCAUUUCGGCACCCAGUAAAUGCCCAGAGGGGACCUGUGACGGGUGUACAUUUCACUUCCUGUGGGAAUCAGCAGAGGCAUGUCCACUUUGUACUGAAAUGGAUUUUCACGAAAUCGCAAGUGCGUGUAUCCACGGCAUUCAGAAGACAACAUAUGUGUGGCAGCAACCGAAGUUGUGCAAAGAUGGCAUCACUUUGCCUGAAGAGACGGUGGGAAUCUGCACUACAAUGGACUUCUGGCUAAAAGUUGGAAUAGCAUUGGGGAUAUGUGCGGCCUUAUUGCUGAUUGUAAUAACAUGUUACUUCUGGAAGAAAAAUCAAAAGCUGGAGUAUAAAUACUCAAAACUCGUAAUAAAUGCCAACAUGAAGGAGAGUGAGCUGCCUGCGGCAGACAGCUGUGCUAUCAUGGAGGGGGAAGAUGCCGAAGACGACUUAAUAUUUUUGAGUAAAAAAACCCUGUUUGGAAAAAUUAAGUCAUUCACCUCAAAGGCUCACAGGACAUCAGAUGGAUUCGACUCUGUUCCACUGAAACCAUCAUCACAGGGGAUAACAGACAUGGACCUUUAAAAGUCUUAUAUGAUUACAGGACUACAUUUCGCAAAGUGGCCUUCUCUGCAGUAUUUAUAGAUUUGUGGAACAACAGUCCCUUGGAUUAUUUAAAUCUGUCACCACAGCUGUAUUAUUUUUACAAGUUUGUUUUCAGGUGGCCUUAUACAGCAACCGUACUUAAUGUUAAACCCAUUAUCAACGAAUGCCGAAUGUGGGAAAAGUGUGUGUGUGUGUGUGUGUGUGUGUGUGUGUGUGUGUGUGUGUGUGUGCGUGUGUGCGUGUGUGUGUGUGUGUAAAUGUCUCUUUGUGUGGUCGUGUAUAAGAAUGUAUGUGCAUAUUUUGUGUGUGUGUGUGUGUGUGUGUGUGUGUGUGUGUGUGUGUGUGUGUGUGUGUGUGUGUGUGUGUAUGUCUCUCUUUGUGUGGUCGUGUAUAAGAAUGUAUGUGCAUAUUUCGUGUGUGUGUGGGGGGGUGUGUGUCUGUGUGUGUGUGC